GGGGAGAGGGCGGGGCGGACAGGGCGCCCUGCGGCCGGCUGGGCGCGCUAGUGCUCUGGUCCGGCGGUCCUGAGGCUCGCGCUCCUGCGGGUCAAUCGGUCGUCUGGGCCUGCGCGGGGCCCGGGCCCAUGGCGGCGUCAGCGGCUCUGUCGGCGGCGGCGGCGGCAGCGACCCUGUCUGGCCUGGCGGUGCGUCUGUCGCGCUCGGCGGCGGCCUGCAAGGGGCUCACGCGCACGUUGCUCACCUUCUUCGACCUGGCCUGGCGGCUGCGCAUGAACUUCCCCUACUUUUACAUCGUGGCCUCGGUGAUGCUCAACGUCCGCCUGCAGGUGCGGAUUGAGUGAGCGGCGGCAGAGGCCCGGCUGGAGGGGCGCCCUUGUCCCCGCCCGCCCCCGGCCGGGUCCCAGGCAUGAAGGACAGCUGGGCCGCGGCGGGGGGCGGGGGCGGGGCAGCACAGGCCCCUGGACUCUAGACCUCCGCCGCCCCAGCACGACCGCCCAGCCCUGGCCCUGGCCCUGUCCCCGGGGCCCAGCCCCGGCUUCAGCCCGGGGGUACCGGAUCGCGCAGAAACGCACUGAACAGGCCCCUGCCAUCGGGCUCCAGAAACUACCUGGGCUCGGCCGACCUGUUGCCUCACAUUGGCCAAAGAGGGGGAAACCGGAAGGAGGGAAUUCUGCUGCGGCGACUUGACUUUCCAGGCCCCGAGCAGAAAGGCAUUGGCGUUUGUAGACCGUGACCCGCCCCUUCUCCGGCCUUGCCUGGGGGCACCUCUGGCCC
Messenger RNA from Cebus imitator (Panamanian white-faced capuchin), 777 nucleotides. RefSeq names its product small integral membrane protein 10-like protein 2A. The transcript has 2 exons. NCBI's taxonomy places the organism in Eukaryota, Metazoa, Chordata, Mammalia, Primates, Cebidae. The coding region runs from base 129 to 344 and encodes 71 amino acids. The record is from RefSeq and is a predicted model, not a curated record.